Molecule: messenger RNA, 3022 nt
Organism: Triplophysa dalaica
Lineage: Eukaryota; Metazoa; Chordata; Actinopteri; Cypriniformes; Nemacheilidae
Exons: 10
Coding region: 1177-2760 (527 amino acids)
Source: RefSeq, a predicted model, not a curated record
AAUUAUUUCCCACACCGCGAAUGUUGCGUUUCUUGCAUAGUUUUAUUUCAUCCCCAUUGCACUUGUCGACAAUUCAGCAUCUUCAGAUUGCAGUCAACAUAAAAAAAAAGGUUCAGAGCUUUCUGACAUCCCAAAGACAGCAGCACAAGUACCACCUUCAUAAUAGUAUGAGAGUGUUUCAACCUUUAUUUAAUGAAGCGAUGAAAAUGUUUUUGCAUGCAAAAGAUAAUGACAUUGAUCAACAAUAUCCUCUCUAGCAUGCUGACAGGAUUUUCAUUCUUCAGUGAACUACAGUGUGCCUUUAAUGCUUUCGUAUAGCCAGGAAUAUAAAUCUUACUUAUUUUCGGUGGCAUUAUAUACACCGUUUAUAUAACAUUCAUCACCCAAAUGCAGUGAACAAACAAACACCUGAAAUUGGCGAACGAAUGCUCUCUCUCCUGCACACAAGUGAAAGUGAUGUCUCCGAUGGGCGUGCCGCGUGCUUGACCGGCAGAAUUGUCCAAUAAAGACAAAACAGUUUUAUAUGUUCGAAAAAAACUUUCCAAAACCUGUACGAUCGCUGGGGUAAUGUAUACACUGUAACGAAUUGCUGUAAAAACUACAGCACUGAUUUACAGCGGUGACUGUUUUUCUAACAAUACAGCAUAUUUCUGUAAACUGCGAUGCAUUCUGUGGUCACGUGACGGUUUAACGCAGAUCCACAGAAUACUGCUGUAAAUUUCAAAUAUUUCAACGGUCAAGACUCGAAUAAGGGCAAGAGGAACGAUACACAGCUGUGGUAAGUGACCCAUUUAAGAAUUUUUCAGUUUGGUUAUGGUCUUAGUAUAUGAAGGUAAAUACAUUCGCAGUUCAUAUAGGUUGACCCGGAUUUGGUAACGUUAAAGUUACGCAUCCUCGUUCCGUGGGGCGCGAAUGAGAUUCGGGCUUUCAGCAGCGAGGUCGUGGCAUAAUUUCAGAGAGAAAGAUUUUCAGUUCUUUGGACAAAACUUGGUGAUGGGUCAACUGCUAAAGGAUCUCAAAGACCUCGAGAUUCUGUGAAAUUGAUAGAGCAAGUUUUGUGGCAGACCCGCUUGCCAAGGGACCAAACAGGACAGUGCAGUCAUAUAAAGCUGCGACAAAUGGUAGAGUUUAUUUGUGCCCCUGCCAUUUCUUCUGGACAGAUCGCCUACUUGAAGAAUGAUGUCUUCAAAUGUGGGGGAGGAGGUGCUACAAGUAAUUUCAAAAGCGCUGCCUGGUCUUCUUCAAGAAAAGAAGGAACAGUUGCUGCAGAGACUUCUGAGCUGGGGUGUGGAGAGCAAGGAUGAUCUCAAGUAUGUGGAGGGAGCCCCUGGAGUGGACCUGUCUGAUUUACUCCCGCCCAUCCAGAUUCGCAAACUUCUAGACAGAUUUAAACAAGCUGGAGAACAAAAUCUAGCUGGUACUAAUGUUUCUCCAGUAAUACCUCCGCCAUCAUCCACUGCCACCUUGGACAUUGGCCCACCAAGCCCUUCUUCAGCCACACCAGUUACGUGGCAUGAAUCAUUUCAGAUUCCUUGGGAUCAAAUGCCGAGCAAAUUACGCAGUGCAGUAGCGAAUGGAAAGAGACCACUCCCUUCUGAUCGCCGCAAAAUGAUUAGAAUUAUUGUUGAUGAGAUCAGGAAAUACGAAAAAAAUCCAAGCAAAGCGCAGUGCCAUGCUGUUGCUGCCAAAAUGGUCAAACAUUAUCCAAAGAGCUUUUCUGAUUUUGAUGAUGGUCAAGAAAAAAAUGAAAUUGGGUACUACUCCCUCUUAAAGCAAAUAAAAACCCGUGUUGAACACGUUAAUAGAAAUAAUACCUUAGCACGCAAACGGCAGAUAAUGGGAUUAACUGACACUACUGAGAAAAUGCAAUGCAGGGGACAAACAGCCACAUAUGGGUGUACCAAAUGGCAGCCUGAGCCUCCCCUUGCAAAUUCUGAUGAUGUUCUUGAGGAAAAAAGACAAACCUUAGAGAAUUUGUACCAGAGAUAUGGAAAAAGUGGAGCUGACAGGGGUGAUGUUUGUGCUUUAAUGAAACAAACAUACUAUUUACAAAGAAAGCACAUCAAUGAUACACAAACAUCUCCUAUCAAAGACCUAAAAAGCAAAUGGCCAUAUCUGUUUCAGCAAAAGCACAUGUAUGCACAUUUUGAGGAGCUAACUAAUAUCACCAUACACAAAAAGCUCAGCCUGACAAUGGAGCAGUACAGCAACAUCCUCGUUGACUUCUUUAAGAGCAGACCCACAAAUGAUGAUGUCAAGAAAGUCUUGUCCAGCGAAGAAGAAGAAGAAGUUGGACCCCUCGUGAUUAAACUUAUCCUGGCACAUUUCCGAGAGGAUCCAGAUGGACUUCUGCUCUUUGCAGAUAAGUGUGCCACAGCAGCUGACAUUCACACGACUCUGACAAUACCCGGGAGCCCACGACUAGUUGUGCUUGGAGACACUUUGUCUAGUGGGCAGUGGAUGCUCACAAUUGAAGGUGAGGUGGUGUGUGAGGGCAUUCAGCCCACUUUCCUGUCCGGCCUGGCGACUCUGUUCACAGCAUAUUAUGUGUUCAAUCUUCAUUACCAGGAGGAGGCAGCAUGUACAUUGGAGUUUAUUCAGAGGCGCUUUGUUGGUAUAAAUCCUAGAGGAACAAAGACGUCCAAAGGAAAGGUGCCAUCUAAAAAAACAGGGCAAAUGGUACAAAAGAAGCAGCUUGAAGUGAAUCCACACGUUGCUACUCUUCUUUCCAAAUUGAUGGAUUUUCAGUGGAAGUUCUGAAAUUAACUCUUUGCAUCCUGUGAUGGAACAGCACCUAAGGCUGAUUUGUUCUGCUAACCUCCCCGAUGUUCGUUGGACUCACUUGGGGCCUUGUGGAGAGUUGAUGAGUUCCCCAGCAUGUUUGUGAUUUAAUAAACUUGUUUUAUUGUGAUCAUAUUGAUCAACAUAUUUUUAAAUUAUGCAGUUUGCAUAUUUGUUCUUUAUGUGAGGGGUCAUGAUUGCAUUAUUAAUGAUUUUUUUAAUUAAUUUAAAAAAAAAAUUC